AUGUUUUCUAUUUAUAAAACAAUUCAUCCUCCAACUAGUAUUGAACAUGCUGUAUGGUCUCGUUUUAUCACUCCAUUAGAAAAUAAUUUAAUAUUAAGCAGUGCAAAUCAUUUAUAUGUUUAUCGUAUUAAUAAUCAUACAACACAAUUUGAAUGUUUACAUACAUUUAUACUUUGGGGAAAUAUAUGUACAAUAACACCAUGUCGUAUAGGUUCAUUAACAAAAGAUACAUUAUUUUUAUCAUUUAUGGAUGCAAAAUUAUCCUUAAUUGAAUUUGAUUCCACUAUACAAGAUUUAAAAACAUUAUCAAUGCAUUAUUUUGAAGAUGAAUUAGCUAAAGAAGGACAAUGGUUUAAUUUUUCACCACCUAUUGUACGUGUUGAUCCAGAUAUGCGUUGUGCUUGUAUGCUUAUCUAUAAUUCAAAACUUGUUAUUAUACCAUUUUUUAGUCAGUUAGAUAGAGAAAUUAUAACAAAUGAUACAAUACCAAGUACAGCAGGUGUAACACCUGGCGGUACAAGACAAUUCUCUUUAUCUUCUUAUAUAGUUCAUUUAAAAAAACUUGAUGCAUCACUAACUGGUCGUAUAAUAGAUUUACAAUUUUUACAUAGUUAUUAUGAACCGACAUUAUUUAUUUUAUGUGAAUCAAGCCGAACAUGGGUCGGUCGUGUAGCUGUUAAAAAAGAUACUUGUUCUAGUGUUGCACUUUCAAUAAAUGUUGCUCAAAAAUCUAAUCCAGUUAUAUGGCCAGUUGAUAAAUUACCAUUUGAUUGUCUUAGUUGUUUAUCUGUACCAAAACCCAUUGGUGGUAUACUUGUUUUAGCAACAAAUUCUAUUAUAUAUCUUAAUCAAAGUAUACCAGCUUAUGGUGUUGCAUUAAAUACAAUGACACGUGAUUCAACAAAAUAUCCAUUGAGACCAUUAUAUGAUCUUAAAAUUGCACUUGAUUUAGCUGAAGCAAUAUUUAUAUCAAAUGAUAAAGUUCUUAUAUCAAUUAAAUCAGGUGAUGUAUAUCUAUUAACAUUACAUACAGAUACAAUGCGAACAAUGAAAGAAUUUACAUUUGAUCGUAUUGGAUCAACUGUAUUAUGUAGUUGUUUAUGUAAAUGUGAUGAUAAUUUCAUAUUUUUUGGUUCACGUCUUGGUAAUUCUUUAUUACUUCGUUUAAAUGAAAAAGCAAUUAUUGAUCCAACAUCGAUUGAUACUAUUGAAACAAUGAAUGGUGAUGAAAAUGAAACUAAUGAAACUGAUUUCUAUGAACAACCUGAAACUCUUAGUGAAUCAUUAAAUAAAAUUGAUUUAACUGAAACAGAUAUGGAUAUAAUUGUUCCAAAUAAUAAAAAUGAUACGAUAUUUUUUUCAAGUGAAUUCGGUACAAAUGAAUCAAAAAAACAAAGUUAUAAUUAUUCAUUUGAAUAUUGUGAUAAUCUUAUAAAUAUUGGUCCAUGUGGUUAUGCAAUUGUUGGUGAAGGUGAUAGUGAAGAAGCACGUCUUAUACAACGUCAUAUUCCUCCACAAUAUCAAACAACACAAUUAGAUUUUGUUACAACAUCAGGUACAAAUAAAUGUGGUUCAGUUUCAAUAUUACAACAAACAAUAAAACCGGAAUUAGUAACAACACAAGCCUUACCCGGUUCAAUUGAUAUGUGGACAGUUUAUUCGUCAAUAAAAGAACAAGAACAAAAAUCUGAACAUUCAUUUAUAUUAAUCAGUCAAGAAACUUCAACAUUAAUAUUCCAAACAGGUAUUGAUAUCACCGAAUUAGAACAAGGAGGAUUUCUAACAAAUGAACAAACAAUUUAUUGUGGAAAUAUUGGUGAACAAUUAAUUGUACAAAUAACACGAUUACAUAUAGUAUUAUUACGUGAUAGUAUACAAAUACAAAUGCUAUCGUUUGAAAAUAAUCCGAUACGUUUUGCAACAAGUCUUGAUCGUUAUUUAGCUAUUUUAACAACACAUGGUGUUAUUCAUAUUUAUUUACUUUCACAAGAUAAUAAUGAACAACCAAAACUUAUAGAAUAUUGUAAAUUAAAUGAUAAAAAAUAUACAUGUAUUAAUUUAUAUGUUGAUCAAAGUGGAUUAUUUACAACAACAGUUAAUAAUAAUAUUUAUUCUCAUACAGCAACAUCAAAUUCUCCUAAACAAGAAACAAUUCAACAAAAAAUGGUAUCAUUACCAACAAAUCCACUUGAUUCAGCUGAAUUUACUGGAGGUGAUGAUGAAGAUGAAUGGUUAUAUGGAGCAAAAACAACUGAAAAAUCUGCAACAGUAAUUGAACCCAUGGAUAGUUCAAGUAAUCCUCCAACAACAACAACUACAAAUCCUUCCCCAACAGUGAAUAAUAAUAAUAAUAAUAAUGAUUCAACAAAUAUUACUCCGAUUACACGUUGGUUAAUAGCUAUUAGUAAAGAUGGAACAUUAACUAUGCAUGAACUUAUGCUUGAUGAAACAAUUCCACCAAUAUUAAAAUUUGAAAUAUCACGUUUUAAUAGUGCAUUAAAAAUACUUAUCGAUAUACAAGAUACAAAUCCACCUAUGACAAAUUAUUUAGGAAAAAUAGAAACAUCAUGUUCUGCUUAUGUUUAUGAAUUACUUGUUAUUGGUUUAGGACCAAAAAAAGAUCGAGUAUAUUUAAUUGCACGAAUUGAUGAAGAUCUUAUUUUAUAUGAAGUUUUUCCUUAUCAAUAUUUACCAGAAGAUCGUUUAAAAUUACGUUUUCAUCGUAUAACAUGUAAUGCAUUAGUUCGAACGAAAAAAUCUAGUGCAAAAAAGAAUGCAGCUAAACGACAAAAAGAUGCUGCUGCACAAUUACAACAAAAUCAAGCUAAACUGAAUGUUAAUUCACAAGAAUUACUUUCAGUACAAACUGAUUUACUUGAUGAUGAAAUGAAUGAAUAUCAACGAAUGUUAUUAAGACCUUUUAAUAAUAUUGCGAGUCAUUCAGGAGUAUUUAUAUGUGGUACUCAUCCAUAUUGGUUAAUAUGGUCAAAAGGUAAUUUACGUUCAUUUCCAAUGAAUAUCGAUGGUCCAAUAAAAACAUUUGCUGAAUUUAAUAAUGCUAAUUGUCGUAAUGGUUAUUUAUAUUUUAAUCAAAGAGAUGAUUUAAGAAUAUCUAUUAUGCCUUCAAAAAGAAUAUUAGAUACACCUUGGCCUUUACAAAAAAUUCCAUUUAAACAAACAGUACAUUUCCUUUGUUAUCAUGUUGAAAGCAAAUUAUAUGCUGCAACAAUAAGUACUAAUGAAUUCACACAUACAUUAGUACAACCAUCUGGUGAAGAUCGUGAAUCUAUCAUAUAUCAGAAAGAAGCAAAUUUUCUUUUACCUUCACGUGAACAGUUUUUUGUACAACUUUAUUCAGCUAUCAAAUGGGAAUCAAUUCCAAAUGCUAGAUUAACAAUGAACGAAUGGGAACAUGUCACUUGUAUGAAAACAAUUGCAUUAAGAUUUCAAGGAAAUUUAAUGAAAACUUAUAUUGCUGUUGGUACAGCAAAUUGUUUUAAUGAAGAUGUUGUUAGUAGAGGACGUGUUAUUCUAUUUGAUAUUAUUGAAGUUGUUCCUGAAGUUAAUCAACCACUUACUAAACAUAAACUAAAAAUCGUUCAUGAUCGUGAAGAAAAAGGUCCUGUAACAGCAGUUGAUUCUAUUCUUGGUUAUUUAGUUGCAGCUGUUGGUCAAAAAGUAUAUAUAUGGCAAUAUCAAAAUAAUAGUCUGAAAGGUAUUGCCUUUGUUGAUAUACAAAUCUAUUGUCAUCGAAUGGUAACAAUAAAAAAUUAUAUUCUUAUUGGUGAUGUACAUAAAAGUAUUGCUUUAUUACGUUAUCAAGAAGAUAUGCGUGUAUUAUCAUAUGUUAGUCGUGAUUCAAGACAAUUAGAUGUAUUUGCAACAGAUUUUUUUAUUGAUCAAUCACAUAUACAAUUUGUCGCAACUGAUUCAGAUAGAAAUAUGUAUAUUUAUGCUCAUGCUCCAACACAAAAAGAAACACAAGGUGGACAAUGGUUAUUAAGAAAAUCGGAUUUUCAUAUUGGUUAUCCAAUAACAUCAACUAUAAGAAUGUUAGUUAAUGUGAAUCAUUUAACAACAAAACAAAACUUUGAAAAUAAACAAACAUUGCUAAUGCCAACUCUUGAUGGUGCUAUUGGUUGUCUUGUACCUUUAAAUGAGAAAAUCUUUCGACGAUUAGCUAUGUUACAAAAUUCUUUAACAACAAUGUUUCCACAAUAUGGCGGUUUAAAUCCUAAAAGUUUUCGAAUAUGUAAAACACGACGAAAACAACUUGAUAAUCCUCAAAAAAAUACUCUUGAUGGUGAUAUACUUUGGCGUUAUUUUGAUCUUAGCUUUAUUGAACGCAAUGAAUUACUUAGUCGUCUUGGAAUGCAAUCUGAUCAGUUUCAUGAAGAUCUCACUGAUAUUGCACGAGCUGUGACUUUAUUCUAA
Messenger RNA from Adineta steineri, 4434 nucleotides. The record is from the annotation of a GenBank genome assembly. Lineage: Eukaryota; Metazoa; Rotifera; Eurotatoria; Adinetida; Adinetidae.